AUGGGCGGGAAUUACAAUCAACGUUUCUUUCUUUUUUUUACUAUAGUCAUCUUUUCAUUAUUUAUUUCUGUCUUCUUUUUUUUUCUUUUCUUUACUAUCGUCAUAUUUUCGUUUUUUUUUCUUCUCUAUAGUAAUUUCUUUUCUACAGUAAUUUAUUUCCAUUUUUUACUUUUGAGUCAAAUUUUCUUUUCUUCUUUCCUACAGUCAACUUUACUUUUCUUCUUUUCUAUAGUAUUUUUCUUUUCUAUAGUAAUAAUCUAUUAUUCAUUCUAUAGUAAUUUCCUUUUUUUCUUUCCUAUAGUGAUUUUUUUCUCUCUAUAUAAUUUUCUUUUUUUCUCUCUGUAUAGUAAUUUUCUUUUUUCUUUUUCUAUAGUCGACUUUCCUUUUUCUUUCCUGUAUUAUUUCUUUUCUUUUCUUCCCGUAUUCAUUUUCCUUUUGUUUUCUCUUUUUAGUCUUUUUUUUCAUUUUUUCUUCCUUCCUUCCUUCCUUUAUUUCUUUUCUUUCUUUCUUUCUUACUUUAUAGUCAUCUUUUCUUUCUUUCUUUAUUUUUUUCUCUUUCUUUCUUAUUCCUUCUUUCCUUUAUUCUUUCCUUCUUUCUUUCUUCCUGUGUUCUUUGGUUAUUUCUUUCCCUUCUCUUCAUUCCUUUAUGUUUUCGUUCCUUUUUUUUGCUUCGUUUUUCUUCCUUAUUUUCUUCAUCACUCUCCAUUAAUUCAUUUACCGACUCCUUUUACUUCCUCUUCCCCUUUCUCUCUCUCUCUCUAUCUCCCCCUAAUAUCCCUCACGUUCUUCUCCGAAUCACUCUCUCUCUCUCUCUUUCUCUCUCUCUCUACCUAUCUUUCUAUCAGCUCUAAAUUAUUGUGGCGGACAUUGUCAUUUCAUUCAUGUUAUUCUGCUUUUAAUAUCCAAUCCUUUACUCUCUCUCUCUCACUAUUUUGCCCCUUCUCGAUCUAUCUAUCUAUCUAUCUAUCUAUCUAUCUAUCUAUCUAUCUAUCUAUCUAUCUAUCUAUCUAUCUCACUAGCUAUCUAUCUAUCGCAGUCUGGUCAUAUCUAUCUAUCUAUCUCAGUCUGGUCAUAUCUAUCUAUCUAUCUAUCUAUCUAUCUCUGUCUGGUCAUAUCUAUCUAUCUAUCUAUCUAUCUAUCUAUCUCAGUCUGUUCAUAUCUAUCUAUCUAUUUCAGUCUGGUCAUCUCUAUCUAUCUAUCUAUCUAUCUAUCUAUCUAUCUCAGUCUGUUCAUAUCUAUCUAUCUAUCUAUCUGUCUAUCUAUCUAUCUAUCUAUCUAUCUAUCUAUCUCAGUCUGGUCAUAUCUAUCUAUCUAUCUAUCUAUCUAUCUAUCUAUCUAUCUAUCUGCAUCCUUUCUGUCUCUUUCUUUAACUUUUCUUUCUUUUUCUUAUUUUCUUAUAAUAUACCAUGUUAUGUCUUCUUCUACAGUCUUUCUCAGUCGCCUUCUCUUUCAGGAUGCCUUAAUGUUCCAACUUACUCUUUCUCUCUCUCUCUCUCUCUCUCUCUCCUUUUCUAUAUGCCCUUAUCUUCUUUUUUCUCGCUCGCUGUCGCUCUCCACCUUUCUCUCAUUUCAUCAUUUUCAUCUUAUUCUCUCUCUCUCUCUCUCUCUCUCUCUCUCUCUCUCUCUCUCUCUCUCUCUCUCUCUCUUGCUUUCUCCAUAUUAUAUGAGUUUAAUCCGGCUGGAUCAAUGUUUCUCUCGUUUUUUUCUCUUUUACUCUCGUAA
Molecule: messenger RNA, 1722 nt
Organism: Acanthosepion pharaonis
Lineage: Eukaryota; Metazoa; Mollusca; Cephalopoda; Sepiida; Sepiidae
Source: the annotation of a GenBank genome assembly